Physeter macrocephalus (sperm whale) is the source of this 1071-nucleotide messenger RNA. Its product is annotated as germ cell-less protein-like 1. The transcript has a single exon. The record is from RefSeq and is a predicted model, not a curated record. Gene Ontology annotation, cellular component: nucleus. Lineage: Eukaryota; Metazoa; Chordata; Mammalia; Artiodactyla; Physeteridae. Gene Ontology annotation, biological process: germ cell development. Gene Ontology annotation, molecular function: protein binding. Bases 1 to 1071 code for a protein of 356 amino acids.
AUGGGAACACGAAGCAGUCGGAUGCCAUGGCACUCGGGGGAGUGUGCCCCAGAGGAGCCAGGUGCCACUGGGGAGGAGGAGGAGGCUGAGGAGGCAGUAGUGGCAGAGAGAAAGGAAGGGAAGGAGAGCGAAGAGGCCAGACCCGCCACCAGUCAGGGGAGCCACAAGCGGAAGACAGGCCCCGGUGGGCCGCUCAGAAAAGUGUCCAGCCGGAAACAUGCUAAAGAUAGUUCAGGGUCCGUUUAUGAGGCGCUCUUCCUGAGAGGAGAAGAGAGUGACGUGCGGAUCCGCGCACUGGGGGAGGAGUGGAACUUGCAUAGGGUCCACUUGUGCCAGUCAGGGUACUUUGCUAGCAUGUUCAGCGGUGCUUGGUGGGAGACAACCAUGGAUACUAUAGAGUUGCAGAUGCCUGAAGAGAACAUUGAUCGUGAGGCACUGCACGAGGCUUUAGGUUCCCUGUACCGAGACUCCAUGCGCAUCCCAGCCCGUCAAGUCGUUGCCAUCCUGGUCACCGCCAGCAUGCUGCAGCUGGACGAUCUGAUUCAGCAGUGCGGGGAGGUCAUGAAGGAGACUGUCAGUGCCCAGACCGUGUGCAGCUACUACUACUCUGCUGAAAGCUAUGGACUCCAGAACAUCAGGAGCAUGUGUCUUCAGUGGCUGCUGGAUAACAUGAUGACCCAGCGUAGUGAGGAGCUAUUGCGAGAAGUCAGCCUGGAUCUCAUGAAAGAGGUAAUUGCCUCUUCAGAUCACUUGGUGAUGGAGGUGGAGAUGGACGUGUACACCAUGCUGAAAAAGUGGAUGUUCUUGCAGCUGCAGCCGACAUGGAGGGGCCCGCGCACUGCCCUAUUGUCUGACACCGACUCAUGGUUUGCCAGGUCCAGGAGGGAGUCGGGUGGCACGCCUAUCCUGGAGACCGAGCAGGGCAGAGCCUUCGUGCCAGUGUUCCAGCAGCUGCGGCUUGCCUACAUAAUCUGGGACCUGACGUCAGCACGCGUCAUCCAACAGGAUGCGCUUAUCCCUGUCACUUGGCUGACUCCAGUGUACAAAGAGCAUUGGCUUGCGCCCCUCUGA